UCAAUAUAGAACUUGUUGUAAUGGCUUCAGUGUGUGUUUCAGUACAUUAUAAUUGUUUUUGGCACAUUUUUACACACCGUCAUAAUACAAAAUAGUCAAUAAGUGCAACUAUUUACCCCUUAAAGAUUACAAGCACCAACUCAAGGAACACUAGAACCACCUAAAGAACCUGUGGAAACUCCUCAGUGACCACAAGAACAGUGAUCACACAAACAUCAACUAUGACUGAAAUGGCGUGAACCUAAUGACCCGUAGAACCUCCUUCACCAAAAUUCAAAUCAAGUUUAUUUAUAUAGUGCCAGUUUAAAACAUAAGUGAUCUCACUGCACUUUUCAUGUGGGGCAGGUCUAGACCGUACUCUCUGUAAUAUUAUUAACAGAGACCCAAAUAAAGGGUCUCCCAGAACCCCCGGGUUCACCUCCUGUUCCUUUCUUUCUUCUUGCAUUGCUACUAUAAGUGUUUGUUUGAUUCUACUCUGUUUGAUUUUAUUCUAUAAUUACUUUAUUUCUUUUUACUUAUUUGUCUGUUUGCACGUAGGCAGCAGUAAACUGCACUUUUUAUGUGAAGAUGAAACCAUAAUAUUAUAUAUUAUCGUUAUUGUAGAUCAGGUUCCCGGGUGUAAACGCGUGUAUGAACAACUGUAUAGGCCUCUUUUUAUUUUAGACAGUGAGUGAUUGAACAUCAGUUGGUACCGAACAUGAGAAGAGAAACUAUUAUAAAAUAUGUGGGACUUUCGAUGAUUUGAUCAUCAGAAUAGUUGCUUAUUAAUCAGCUAAUCAAUGAGUCGCUUCAGAGCAUUAUUGUUUGUUUUUGAGCAGGUUACCAUGGUGAUAAGCCGGGGUUAAAGGUCAGCUAGUUCCGCGAUAACACAGGUAAAGCUCACCGUGCAGCUGCUAACGUGCUAAGCUAACGUUAGCUCCGGGCUGCAGGACCGACUGAAACUCAAGCACAAAGAAGAAUAGAGGAGAGAGAGAGCGGCAGAGCGAGCCUGUGGAUGAGCAGGUGACCGAUUCAUUGAUUGACAGAUGAAGCUGAAUGUGUGUGCUGCGUUUCUGCUGCUGAUCUGCUGCGUCUGCCUGCAGAGAGGCGACUGCAGUCUGCCCGACGUCACGCCUCCGCUGCAGGUGGAGGUGACGACAAACAUCGCCACGCCUCCGAAGAAGAACGGGCUCAGACGACUUCCUGGACUCUGCCGACGCCUGAAGAGACGCAGAGUCACCGUCCUGUGUAACCUGGAGAAGUUCUGCUGGAGGGGGCGGAGUCAGAAGACUCGCUCUGGCCAGGUGUGUCGUUGUCCGCGGGGCUCCAGGUGUUCACAUUUCUUCGUCCACAGUCUCUGAAACUUCACUGUCAAGAUGAAACUGUGUUUUUCAAACUUUAAUUAAAAGUCCUCCCUGCAUUA
Molecule: messenger RNA, 1402 nt
Organism: Micropterus dolomieu (smallmouth bass)
Lineage: Eukaryota; Metazoa; Chordata; Actinopteri; Centrarchiformes; Centrarchidae
Exons: 4
Coding region: 1026-1340 (104 amino acids)
Source: RefSeq, a predicted model, not a curated record